AUGACAGCAAAAGCCGCGGAAAUCAAAAAGCUCACUGACAUUGUAAUAUCUGAGGCUAAAGUCGGGCAAGAAAGUUCGAUUAUGAAACAACUCAAGAGAAAUAUAAAAAGUCAAAUUGCAAGCAUAGAGAACUAUGAACCUAGAUGUCAACAGUCAAAAAUUAGGCCGGUAAAAUUUCUUUUAUUCCUAAAGAAAAUUCAUUUCCCGAAGAUUAAGGCCACUCCUAAAUUUAGACAGCAGGCCCUGCUCUCCCUAACCCAUAAAAUUAACAUGGUGGAUGUGAUUAAUUUAUUGAGCGAAAUCCAAAUCAUAGAGACAGGCAAAAGUCAAAUAAGAAAUGACAGUCUGAUGAAACUGAUGUCUACACCUGUAUUACACAGAUCUGUCACAGUGACAGGUGUUCAUGAAGGUGUAAGACACAUUUCCUGUGUGACGUCAGACCGGGCCUGGAUCAGUGAUUGGUAUGACAAUUUCAUCUUAACAAACACAAAAGGUGAUACCCUAGAUAGUAUAUAUGAUGGAAAUGGAGCACACACAGUGACCAUUACAGGUGAACUUAUUUAUAUAGACAAGAAAUAUAACAUAAAACUAUAUAAAAACGACAGGACAAAAUCCACACUGAUAAAGCAGAUAGAGCCAUGGUAUCCAUGGUGUGUAUACUGCUCCCCUUUCAAUGGGGAUCUACUGGUCGGGAUGUAUAGAAAUGACCCAGUAGAACCAGCCAAAGCAGCACGAUAUAGCAACACAGGACAACACAUACAGACAAUACAACACGACAUUACGGGUCAGACACUGUAUAGAAGUCCUGGGGACAUCACAGAGAACCAUAAUGGAGAUGUUAAUGUGUCUGACUCUGGUCGUGAUGCUAUAGUGGUGACAGAUCGUGGAGGAAGACAUCGUUUCUCCUACACAGGACCACCAGGAGCAGAACUAUAUCCAACAGGAAUCUGUACAGACGUGCUGUCACACAUCUUGGUGUGUGAUGCUUUCAGCCACACAGUGCAGAUGAUUGACAAGGACGGAAAAUUCCUGUCACUAUUUCUGACACCACAACAUGGAAUAGGUGCACCAUGGGUUCUGAGUUAUGAUAACAAAACCCAGCUUCUCUGGGGUGCAUUUAGUAACAACAACAGAGUUUGUAUAUACAGAUAUAUAGAGAGGAAGGAUAAUCUGGUUCAUUUAAUAUAUUCAGAAAAUUUAUACAGACGCUGUGCUUUCUGUUAG
Saccostrea echinata is the source of this 1224-nucleotide messenger RNA. RefSeq lists its product as uncharacterized. Gene Ontology annotation, biological process: protein polyubiquitination; proteasome-mediated ubiquitin-dependent protein catabolic process. The record is from RefSeq and is a predicted model, not a curated record. Bases 1 to 1224 code for a protein of 407 amino acids. The transcript has a single exon. Lineage: Eukaryota; Metazoa; Mollusca; Bivalvia; Ostreida; Ostreidae. Gene Ontology annotation, molecular function: ubiquitin protein ligase activity.